AUGGAUUACAAUAAGAGAUCCUCAGUCUCGACAGUCCCCAACGCGGCCCCCAUAAGAGUAGGAUUCAUUGGUCUUUCCUCCUUCAAAGGCUGGGCAGUAAAGACACAUUAUCCAGCAAUCCUACAACUAUCUUCUCAAUUUCAAAUCACUGCACUCUACAACCCAGACAUAGAGUCCGCUUUAAACACUAUUCAACAUUUGAAAUUAAGUAACGCCACAGCAUUCCCCUCUUUGGAAUCAUUCGCAUCAUCUGCAGACGUCGAUAUGAUCGUGUUGAGUAUUCAAGUCGCACAGAAUUAUGAUGUAUUGAUACCAUUACUGGAAUAUUCCAAGAAGAACCCAAAUUUAAAAUAUUUAUUUGUGGAAUGGGCAUUGGCAUGUUCCGUUCAACAGGCAGAAACAAUUUAUAAAGCUGCUGCUCAAAGAGGUUUACAAACAAUCAUUUCUUUACAAGGUAGGAAAUCUCCAUAUAUAUUACGUGCGAAGGAAUUAAUUUCAGAAGGUUACAUAGGAGAUAUUAAUUCUAUCGAAAUUGCUGGCAAUGGUGGCUGGUAUGGUUAUGAAAGACCACAGAAAUCGCCUUCUUACAUUUUUGAAUUGGGGAAAGGUGUCGACUUGGUGACAACUGCAUUCGGUCAUACGAUAGAUUUAUUACAAUACAUGACGGGAUCAUAUUUCUCAAGAAUUAAUUCCAUGAUCUUUAAUAAUAUACCAGAACAAGAAGUAAUUGAUGAACAUGGUGUAAGGACAGGUCAAAAAGUACCCAAGACUGUCCCUGAUCAUCUUUUAUUCCAAGGAACUUUAUUGAAGGGUAAUGUCCCAGUUUCAUGUAGUUUUAAAGGUGGUAAACCAACAAAAAAAUUUACCAAAAAUUUAGUUAUUGACAUUCAUGGAACAAAGGGGGAUUUAAAGUUAGAAGGUGAUGCAGGUUUUGCAGAAAUAUCAAAUCUAGUGUUGUAUUAUAGCGGUGUAAGAGCAAAUGAUUAUCCAGUCGCUAAUGGACAAGCAGGAUAUGAUGCAGGGAAAGAAAUAAUGGAAGUUUAUCAUCUAAGGAAUUAUAAUGCGGUAAAUGGUAAUAUCUUUCGACUGUAUCAAUCCAUUGCAGAUUUCCACUAUAAUACUAAGCAAAUUCCAAAUCUUCCAUCACAAUUUAUAAUGCAAGGUUUUGAAUUUGAAGGGUUCCCAACGUUAAUGGAUGCUCUAAUUCUACACAGGUUGGUGGAUAAUGUCUAUAGAAGUAAUAUAUUGGGGUCUACAUUAGAUGUCACAAAUAUCUGCCACUAUCCAUGA
Molecule: messenger RNA, 1290 nt
Organism: Naumovozyma castellii
Lineage: Eukaryota; Fungi; Ascomycota; Saccharomycetes; Saccharomycetales; Saccharomycetaceae
Gene: GAL80
Product: transcription regulator GAL80
Exons: 1
Coding region: 1-1290 (429 amino acids)
Source: RefSeq, a predicted model, not a curated record